Messenger RNA from Caenorhabditis angaria, 3393 nucleotides. The record is from the annotation of a GenBank genome assembly. NCBI's taxonomy places the organism in Eukaryota, Metazoa, Nematoda, Chromadorea, Rhabditida, Rhabditidae.
AUGCAUCAUCAUAGUCAUCAUUUAUCGGAAUUCGGCACAACUUCAAAUGGUCCCGCAGCAACAUCUUCAUCCACUUCAUCCUCUUCAAUCGGUCAUUUGGGAGCUGAUCCAUAUGUUGGUGCAAAUGUGAUGGGUGGCGGACCGGAUCAGAUUCCAAUGUUGGGUGGACCACCUUCAGAUCAUGAAUUGGGGCCGAUGGCAAGAGAUCGAUGUAAUACUUGGCCGAUGAGAAGGCCGCAAUUGGAUGGGGGAGGAACACAGCAGACAAGUCCUUUGAUACAUGAUCAGAUUCCGGAAGAGGAAGAGUAAGUAUGGAUAAAAAUUGAAAGCGCCGCGGGUUUUUGAGUUGUAGAGCUCUUACAGAUUUCUAUUUGGAAAUACUUUUUCAAAGUUUUCUGAAGUUUGGCUCCUAGGCUUCUUAAGAGGUCAAACAUUCCUGUCCAGGGAAUUUUUUUGUUGGAAAAAUCUUAUCAGACCUUGAUAAAUUUGUAGAGCUCAAAAUUCUGAUCAGAAUGAUUUAUUUCCAAGAAAAUGUUUCUUUUUCCAAAAAAAAGAUAAUUUCCAAAGAAAAUGCGGUGCCCAGUUUUUCCUGAGAUUUUCCUGAAAGCUCGAAUUUUGAAUUUCAAGGUCGAGGGUUCGAGUCCACCUCGGAACUUUCUUGAAUAUUUAUAUUUUUCGAGCCACCAAAACUCGAAAAGUGAUGUGAUUUUCAGGAUUUUCGAUUUACUAUAAGCUUCUUUAAAUUUUGCUUACAAAAAUUUCACAAAUUUUUUGGAGUUUAAAAAAUGUGUUUUGGUAGUUUUUAGGCAAAAAAUUUGUUUUUUGAAAUACAAUUUUAAGUUCAAAAUUGUAUGUUUGGAUAUUCGAUACUGUAGGGUACAAUUCUGAAUUUUGGAAAAAACAGGGAGGUAUGAAGAAUAGGGGAUCUACUCGAAAAGGAGAAACCCCUCCCUGAAUUUUCGCUGAAAAAUUCUAGAAUUCUCUCAGGAUAUUUAUUUUUCAAAUUUUUUCCAAGUAAACUUAUGUCACAAAUUUAGGAUCCAAAUUCACAGAUUUUUUGAAUCAAGUUUUUUACCGGAAGAACCUUUGAAAAUAUCAAAUUUUACUAAUACAAAAUUUUGAAACGUAAUUUUUAACUCAGAAAAAAAAUUUCAAAAUACUUCCCCCACUCCCCCUCCCCUCAAAAAUAAUUUGUUUCCAGUCUAUUUGGAAGUAAUGAACACUGUGGUCGCCUCGGUGGCUCCUCGAACGGUUCCAAUGCCUUGCUCCAUUCACCAGGGUAAGUGUUUUGAAGUACCAGUCAAUUUCUAUAUACUUUUUUCCUUCUCCUUCAUUUGCUUGAUAAAAAGUUUAUCAAUUUUUUUACCAUUUUUUCCUCCAAAUUUUUUUCUUCAUGAUAUAUUACGACGAUUCAAGGUAAAUCUCUAACUAAAAGAUUUUUCGUGUGUUCCUGAAAAAGCUGAACAAGGAGGGGAUUAGAUUAGGCAUAAUAUUUCCGGUGUUCAUAUCAUUUUUUUGCCAAAAAAAAUUAUUUUUUUUUUCUCUUGCAGAAUGUCUUCUCCACUGAAUUCGGCACUUUCGCCGUGCGACGAUUCUCCGGAAUCGGCUGCCAAAAAAGCGACGACUCGACGAAAUGCGUGGGGAAAUAUGAGCUAUGCGGAUUUGAUCACACAGGCAAUUAUUCAGAGUCCAGAUAAGAGGUUGACACUGGCACAAGGUUGGUUUUUGGGGGCAUCGGAUUGUGAGAUUUUCUGGAAACCCGGGAAUAUUUUCUUUUAAUUAGGGAAGUUUUUGGUUUGGAAAUUAUUCACUGUUUCAAAAAUUUUAAAGAAUUCUUGUAGUUUUGGGAAAUUUCGAUCGAUUCAUGAAUAUUCCAAAAAAAUUGAGCUUUUUAAAAUUGAGAAUUAAAAAAAAAUAAGAUUUUUUAUUUUGAGAAUUUUUCACUGUUUCAAAAGUUUUAGAUGAUUUUUAAAAAGUUUCUACAUUUCUGCACAAAAAAGGUGAUCUCGUUUGCUAUUCGACAAAAAUUUGCUGUUUCAAAAUUUCGGUAAAACUUUGAGAAUUUUGAAAAUUCCGAUGACAAAGCGAUUAUGUUUUUGUUUAUUUAGAUUGUGUUAAAUUCACUGUUUCAAAAAAAAAAUUUCGGAAGAAAAGAUUUGAAAUUUUAAUUUAUAUGUAGUUAUUUUCUUCUUUCAAGUUUCAAAAAUUAUUUUUCAUAAUCAACAUUUUUUGUUGUUGAAAAUUCACUGUUUCAAAUUUUUUUUCAUAAUUUCGACAGUUUUUAAUUUUGAUUUUGUGAAUUUGUUCGAAAUUUUUCACUGUUUCAAAAUUUUGUUGUAUUUUUUUUAAUCUAGAAAAAAUUGCUAUGUCCAUAGUGGUGUCUUCCGAAAUUCAGCUAGUUCAUUUCUAAUUAAAAUUCCACUGUUUCAAAUUUUCUUAUGAAAAAAAUACGUUUCAAAAAUAAUUCAAUAUAUUUUCUCAACAUUUUUGAAUAGUUUUUUAUUUGUAUUUUUUUUAUAAAUUGCUGUAGGUUUUCUAAGCAAAAAAAUCCCGACCAGAUGUUGCCAUUUUGGACUUAUCCAUCAUUAUAUUCCUAUCCUAGUGUCGGCUCAUCUUUUUUUUCUUUUUCCCCCAAAAAUUUAGCUGCUUGUCGAUUCGAUGAGCAACCAAUUAACCGAUAUAAAUUAAGUAACCCACUGAGGGAUUAUAUCCAAAAAAAAGACCAAAAAAAUUGAAGAGGAAGGAGCUCAUUAGGCGGAAAAAAAUGAACAAAAAUAUGUGGAGAAUUCCUGGAAUUUUUCCGGAGCUGGGCAGGGUGAAUCAGACAGACAACAAUUGGAAUAAUAGAAUUGGGUUACUGUGGUUUUUGAGAGGAUUACUGUAGAUUGAGAAUUGCUGUAGGAAAUUGAUGUUCUAGAAUUACUGUAGGUUUUAGAUCUUCAUGAGAUUACUGUAGUUUAUCUGAUUCUUAGAAAGCGUUACUGUGCAUUUCGGAAUUUUACGGGUACUGUAGAAAAUGGAGCUUCUAGAGUACUGUAGGUUUUUUUCAAAAAAAUUUGAAGGAUUACUGUAGAUUCAUGUUGAAGGAAUCUGAACUUCAGCCUAGUUUCAGAAUUGAAAUUCUGAAAGCUGGAUACAGAUUUUUCCAUAUGGGUUACUGUAUUUUCAAUGGUACCGUAAUCCUACAGUACUUGACUACUGUACAUCUGGGAGUACUGUAUUUUCAAACCAAAAUUAUUCACAUUUUCCCGGGAUACUGUAGAUCAAAAAGUGUUUGUUACAGUAUACGAAUGGAUGGUUCAAAAUGUGCCAUAUUUUCGAGACAAGGGUGAUUCGAACAGUUCUGCUGGAUGGAAGGUUAGUUUUGAAUUGGGUUACGGUAUCUCCCUUUAA